AUGUUUGGGUGCUGCUGGGAGCCAAGCGAGACGCCCCUCGGGUGGGAGCUCCACCGGGGCAACAUGCAACAGCAAAACCUCAUUGUGCUGCUUUCUGCCCUGGUGCUGGCCAGAGGAUCUGCCAGGACUGGAACUGAAAAUGAUGGUUCAGGAGAUGGAUCACCAAUAUUAUUCACCCCUACAGUAACGCCUCUUCCUGCUACGCAUUCUUCAGCUGCAGGUGACCACGAGCCAGUACUUGUCACUGCAAGCACUACUGAAAGCAGUUUUGAAACACAAAGUACCCCAAAUACUGAAUCAAAUACAGUCAACAAUCAGGAGAGCCUAGAAGCUGAAGAUCAGUCUAUCUUGUUAUAUGUUGUCCCUGUCGUGCUGCUGGUCCUGCUGAUUUUGCUGACCAUAUUUUUUAUAUUACAUCAUAAAAGGAAAAAAUCUAAGCAAGAUGAGCUGGGAAGUGAAAAUGUGAAAAGUCCUAUUUUUGAAGAAGACACACCCUCUGUUAUGGAGAUAGAAAUGGAAGAGCUUGAUAAAUGGAUGAACAGUAUGAACAAAAAUGCUGACUGUGAAUGUUUGCCUACUGUAAGAGAAGAGGAAAAAGAAUCAAUUGCCAACCCAAGGUUCCAGGUGGAAGGAAGUGCAAGAAUUUUACCCUCAGCAGCAGGAAAAGAUGCUGGAUUCUCUAGCCAUCUGGGUCUUCCCUUCCAGCUUUUAAAUGAUAACUCAGAGGGGGAAAACUCUUGA
Molecule: messenger RNA, 741 nt
Organism: Chaetura pelagica (chimney swift)
Lineage: Eukaryota; Metazoa; Chordata; Aves; Apodiformes; Apodidae
Gene: TMEM154
Product: transmembrane protein 154
Exons: 6
Coding region: 1-741 (246 amino acids)
Source: RefSeq, a predicted model, not a curated record